AAGCCAAAUAACACGUGUUUUGGUUGUGUUUAGUUAAAGUUAAACAAAUACCGUAUUUAUUUGCUGGUAUUAUACACUAAAACGAGCGUCGUGACGAUGAUAGCCGCUUGAAUAUGUUUUCACAUUGUUUCACAUUCCCUUUUUUGAAGCAAGAAGAUAGAAAUGACGAAAUGAAGAUAGAAGUGACUUCCGCAUCCGCUAAGUUUUCGAUUUCGCGGGUCAGCACGAAGAAACUUCAUGCGGUUUUGUAUUUAUAUACAGUCUAUGGGGAAGAUGACACCCACAGUACUUUCAUGAUAACUUUAAUCUUGUGUAAUAACAAGUAGUUAUUUCUUAUUGUCGCGGCAGAGCAUUAGAUACACGAGCAUGUCACUGCUGUCUGUGGUGGAGCAAGCUAUCAAGUCCUGCAAAGCUGAGCAAGCCAAGAUUAACGACAACAUUCAACUGUACAGGGAAAUAUUACAGAGCUUAACGCCACAUCCAAAGACGGACCUUGAUGAGUCAGAAUGUGCAGAUGCUGUUAUAACAGUAGCCACAUGUUUGCAUGCUGCUACCUUCACAGACACAGAUACCUCACCAAGGGAGAAAGAAGAUAUGGAAUUGCUUGAGCGAGCUCUGGACAAAGCACUUCGGGUCCGCACCGGCACCGAAUCUUCUAAAAACAGACAGACUGCACCUGGAAAAGGACCCGGCACCACAGCUGUCACAUCCAAAACGGCAACGCAGGCAUCUGAAGCCUCUAAAGGAAACACGGCAACCGCCAGAUUAACCUCUAAAUCAGCCGGUCUUGAGAAAAAGGAGCACAAAAAGUCUGGUGGGAUUGUGCAUCACCAGUCUACAAGGAAAUCACAGCAGGCUGUCUCAGCGUCUGGCUCUCUUGAUCGGGGUCAGGUACACAAGACUAUGAGAAGCAAAGUGCUGAGUGGAAAUGAUCCAAGCAAAGCUGCAGCUAUCCCCUCUCCUUCAAAUAUAUCAGAUAAACAGGAGUCUGGAGCUCACAGUUUACCUCAACACAGUGGGAAAGCUUCUGAUCAAACAGCAGAAUGGAAAUCUCUGAGGAGCAAGAAGAACAGGUUAUGGGACAAAGUGGUUGACCUACAAAGGAAACCUGUGCCUGGGAGGAGUCACUUUAUGGAGAGAAUGAGAGCGACGUUCCCAGAGGAUUGGCCAUGUGGUUGCCCAGAUCAGACCAGGGAUCUGAUCAACAGACUGACUCACCGAGGCCGUGACCUCAUCCGGCAGUGGCAGACACAGGAGUUUCUGGCCAAACAGGCACCAGAAGUGGCCUCAGAAAUGGGUGGAUACAGCAAGUCUGACUCCUCACUGACACUUGAAAGGUUGCAGAAAUCAGCAGCACAUCUCCAUGAAGUUGCACACCAAGUGAAACAAGAGUGGGAAGCAUGGGAUCGAUGGAGGCCAGAGGGAGGUUGUCUUUGCCCCACGGGGGCAGAUGGUGUGUGGGGAGACGGGAUGGUUGCCCCCCUGCCCCCGACGAUAACCUACAGGACGGAGGCAGAGCUCCGAGAGUUUGAGCAGCUGAGGACGAGGCUGGCUCUGCUGCAACAGGAGACUUCCAUAGAGCAGGCUCUGCUGGACACUCUGUCCCCCCAGCUCUCAUCUAUAGAACCUGGACCUGGAUGUCCCGACGUCACUGUGCUGAGACACAUGUACUCCCUGCUGGGGGAGGGAGGGCAGCGUUUCCCUGCCGUAGUCCUGGACUCUGAGACAGACUGACGACACAACAUAGUACACUGAGUUACCAGUUUAAAGUAUAAAAUCUGCUUUACACUUCCUCUUUACAGACUUAAGAAAAAUACAAUACUACCUCUCAGUAUAAUGUGAUCCAGUGUAAGUGAGGUUGUCACGAAACCAGAAGAUUAAACUUCGAUACAAUAAAAAAUUCAACACUUCAACACCCCCCCACCCCAUCCCCCUUUUUGGCUUCUGUACUUUUACUUUAUCACUACUAUCAAAAUGCAGAUAUUGCAUC
This is a messenger RNA of Centropristis striata (black sea bass), 1990 nucleotides long. RefSeq lists its product as uncharacterized. The transcript is spliced from 10 exons. Lineage: Eukaryota; Metazoa; Chordata; Actinopteri; Perciformes; Serranidae. Bases 367 to 1734 code for a protein of 455 amino acids. The record is from RefSeq and is a predicted model, not a curated record.